AGUGGUACAAAAAGGCAACGCUUUUUUCAUGUUUUGACAAAGCGAGUUGAUUUACGAGUGACACGUGAAUGCAACACCAGUAUUAGUUUUUUCAGCCUUUCAAAAUGACGGAUCCUACAUCUCCAGAGGAGCACUGGAAAACAGAUGGUGCUUUCAGCGAUGGUGGCUUUGACCAAAGUUUCUACCUUGAAACGGCCAGAAAAGGAAGCGUGGUGUCCAGAGCGAACAGCAUUGGUUCAACAAGUGCCUCUUCAGUACCAAAUACAGACGAUGAGGACAGCGACUACAGACACGAAACGUCGCUUAAAGACUCGUAUAAAGAUCGACGGAGACAGGCGCACACGCAAGCCGAGCAGAAGCGCCGAGACGCCAUUAAGAAAGGUUAUGAUGAUCUUCAGUCGAUUGUUCCCACCUGUCAACAGCAGUCUGAGUUUGCAGUAGGAGCACAGAAGAUCAGCAAAGCUACAAUCCUGCAGAAAACAAUUGACUACAUUCAUUUUCUUCAUAAAGAAAAGAAGAAGCAAGAAGAGGAAGUCUCUGUCCUGAGGAAAGAAGUUAUGGCACUGAAGAUAAUGAAAACGAACUAUGAGCACAUAGUAAAGGCGCACCAGAGCAACCCGCAGCAGGGAGAGGAUCAGGUCUCCGACCAGGUCAAGUUUGACAUCUUUCAGAGCAUCAUGGACUCCCUGUUUGUGUCCUUCAGCAACUCCGUGUCGGUCAGCAGCUUCGAGGAACUGUCUGCGUGUGUUUUUAGCUGGAUUGAGGAGCACUGCAAACCGCAGACGUUGCGGGAGUUUGUCGUCAGAGUUCUGCGGCAGAUUAAUGUCCAGCUUUACUGAUCAAAGACUUUCCUGGUGAACUCCCCAAAAACAGACUCUUAAAAAACAGAAAAAACAUAUUCAGUGAAGCUGUGCUGCAGCAUUCCCACCCACUUUAGCUCCUCUGGGACCCCCGGCUGCAGGUGGAUCGCCUCUUCAUGGUAUGAGCGGAGAUGACCGAGAAAACAGUUUCUGACCUUUUCAGAAGGUGCAAAAUAUUGCAGCAAGUUAAAAUCUCUUCAUGCCCUUUUUAAAAUAGUCCAGACUAACUCUUAAUGGUGGUUUCUGCUGCAAGUGGAGCACUGAUGCAUGCAGGGAAGGCGCACGUCACGCCUGAGUUUGAGGCUCAGAAUCACUCCUGAAAUGUGUUAAAACAAGUGUUUGACUACGUUUUACGUGUGCGCUUUUAGUGGAUACUUCCCCUUUAAUGUGAAAGAAUUUACAUUUUUAAAUGUCGAUGUGACAAAUUUAAAUAAACCUUAAUUUUUGUGUAUUUAAUUAGGAGAAAACACAUUGAUAAAUCCCCCACAAUUCCCCACUGAGGGAUUUCUCAGCCUUAUUUUCUGAAUCAGUGUUUAUGUACAUGUAUUGUGGAAAAAUGCACACUUAGAAUGUGUUUUAUACAAUCCCUUUAA
Molecule: messenger RNA, 1453 nt
Organism: Oryzias melastigma (Indian medaka)
Lineage: Eukaryota; Metazoa; Chordata; Actinopteri; Beloniformes; Adrianichthyidae
Gene: mlx
Product: MAX dimerization protein MLX
Exons: 8
Coding region: 105-839 (244 amino acids)
Biological process (GO): regulation of transcription by RNA polymerase II
Cellular component (GO): nucleus
Molecular function (GO): RNA polymerase II cis-regulatory region sequence-specific DNA binding; DNA-binding transcription factor activity, RNA polymerase II-specific; protein dimerization activity
Source: RefSeq, a predicted model, not a curated record